Manis pentadactyla (Chinese pangolin) is the source of this 1553-nucleotide messenger RNA. RefSeq names its product zinc finger protein 596-like. Lineage: Eukaryota; Metazoa; Chordata; Mammalia; Pholidota; Manidae. Gene Ontology annotation, molecular function: RNA polymerase II cis-regulatory region sequence-specific DNA binding; DNA-binding transcription activator activity, RNA polymerase II-specific. Gene Ontology annotation, biological process: regulation of transcription by RNA polymerase II. The record is from RefSeq and is a predicted model, not a curated record. Gene Ontology annotation, cellular component: nucleus. The transcript is spliced from 8 exons. Bases 586 to 1551 code for a protein of 321 amino acids.
GCCGGAGCUCGUUUCCGGCCGACCCGGAAGCAGACCUCCGGGGGCCGGCUCCGUUCCCCGGAGCGGGUCUCUGCGUUCCUAGCUCCCCUCGCCCAGAGCCGCCCCGCUCCGCCUCUCCCGCCGGGACCCGCGGCCUGCGGCGCCCCUCGCCCCGCCAGCGCUGCCGGGUCGCGGGCCGCUGUGCUGCCGGGCGGACGCGCCUGCCUCCGGGAGUCUGCCCUCCUAAGAAGACCAGGCCCAGGGACCAUGCCCUGCCCACCAGCCUUCCAAAGCCCAGUGUGCUCCCAACGUUAAGGCUGCAGCACAUCCUCAGCCCUGACUGUCUUUUGAUGACUUUCUGCCGUCUGCUCCAGCCAACCACCUUCAGGAGAUCCAUCUAUCCGAGAGACUGAGGGAGAGAGACAUGGAGGACAAGGGCUGUAAAGUCCUGGGCCGGGAGGGCCGUGGAGAGUGGCUCGCAGAUGCGUUCAAGCCCCGCUGAGCCCUUGCAGUCCUGCGUCCGUGCCGGUACCGCCCCAGUCUGUGCCUGCUUAGCGCUGGGACCGGGAGAGAAAACGCAGAGGGCGGUGCCUGGCCCUGAGGACUAUGCAGCCCCCGGAAUCAGUGAUGUUUGAAGAUGUCGCUGUGGACUUCACCCAGGAGGAGUGGGCCCUGCUGGACACGUCCCAGAGGAAGCUGUACAGAGACGUGAUGCUGGAGAACAUCAGCCAGCUGGUCUCUGUGGGGUGCCAUCAUUGCAGAGCAGACGUGAUUUUCCAGCUGGAGCAAGGUGAGGAGCUGUGGAGUGAGGGGAGAGGACUUCUCCAGAGUCCAGGCAGGGAAAGUGCCCUUAAGGAACAAGAAAUGAUUGCCACCAAACAUACCAUCCUGAAGGACACAUCUACAGUCAUACCAGUGCAGAAAUCUCACACUGCAGAGGAUCCCUUUGCAUGUAAUGAUUUCGGAGAAGAUUUCACUCAAAGCAGUUUCACAAUGACUCAGCAUUUGUUAACUCACAUGGAAAAGACACCGUGUAUCAGCAAACAGUGUCAGCAGUCCCUUACUGGCCAGUCAUACCUUAAUCAACACAAGCAAAUUCAUACUCGAGAUAAACCGUGUGAGUGCCAUUUAUGUAGGAAAGUCUUGAGUAACUACUCUAGCCUUAGAAGGCACGAGAUGACUCACACCGGAGAGAAACCGUAUGAGUGCCGGAUCUGUGGGAACGCCUUCAUUCAAAGCUCCGACCUUAGAAAACACAGUCUGACUCACACCGGAGAGAAACCGUAUGAGUGUCGCCUGUGUGGAAAAGCCUUCAGCCAGUCCUCUAACCUCAGACAGCAUGAGAGAACCCACACCGGAGAGCAACCCUAUGAAUGUCGCCUGUGUGGAAAAGCCUUUGGUAAGUGCUCCGCCCUCAGGCGGCACGCGAGGACCCACACUGGAGAGAAACCGUAUGAGUGUCAGCUCUGUCGGAAAUCCUUCAGCCAGUGUUCUGCCCUCAGACGGCACCAAGGAACCCACAACGGAGAGAAAAGUAUGAGUGCCUUCAGUACGUAUUCCGACCUGAGAUGACG